Messenger RNA from Tachysurus fulvidraco (yellow catfish), 1045 nucleotides. It is a transcript of the gene mettl21a, whose product is annotated as methyltransferase 21A, HSPA lysine. Bases 273 to 929 code for a protein of 218 amino acids. The transcript has 3 exons. Gene Ontology annotation, biological process: peptidyl-lysine methylation. The record is from RefSeq and is a predicted model, not a curated record. NCBI's taxonomy places the organism in Eukaryota, Metazoa, Chordata, Actinopteri, Siluriformes, Bagridae. Gene Ontology annotation, molecular function: protein-lysine N-methyltransferase activity. Gene Ontology annotation, cellular component: cytosol; cytoplasm.
AUUUCCGUUUCCGGAUUUCGACCCUGCCUCGCGCACACGGAUUUUAUUGGCUGAUUUAAUUCAACGGUUCACUUAAAAACAGCAAUAACGUUUCAGACCUUUAUAUUUCUGUACUGUGUGAACGUGAGUCGUGUUUUACAACAGAGAGUUUAUUAAUCCGUGAGUUUUAGCGAUGUAAACAAUGCGCGUGAGGUGUCUCGAGCGCUUUCUGCUGAAUUAUCAGUGCUGUAUUUUAUAUCAGUAAUAAGGCAUCAUAGUGCCUGAUUGUCAGCAUGGCGCUGGUGCCUUAUAAUGAAAACAUCCUGCCCUCUUUGUCCAAACUCCACUCGUCUUCUGCUGAGUUCCGGUUCGCCGAACACAGCAUCCGAUUGGCUCAGGACUGGAGAAAAGGGGGCGUGGCUGCCGUCGUGUGGGACGCGGCGGUGGUGAUGUGCAUGUACCUGGAGCUCGGCCAUGUGGAUCUGAAGAACAGAACCACCAUCGAGCUCGGCGCUGGUACCGGACUGGUGGGAAUCGUCGCUGCGCUGCUCGGAGCCGACGUGACGAUCACCGACCGGAGCCCAGCCCUGGAGAUCUUGGAGGCCAACGUGAAGGAGAACGUUCCUCCAGCACUACAGGGGGUCGUGCGAGUUUCUGAGCUCACGUGGGGAGAAGGAUUAACACGCUAUCGCUCCGGUGGCUACGAUCUCGUCCUGGGAGCGGACAUCGUUUACCUGGAGGAGACGUUCUCCGCUCUGCUGAGCACCAUAGAACACCUGAGCUCAGAGAACACGGAGGUCCUGCUGGCCUGCCGAAUCCGUUACGAGCGAGACGAGCGUUUUCUGGGCAUGCUGGGAAAUCGGUUUUCUGUGCAGGAGGUUUAUUACGAUUCACAGAGAGACGUUCAUAUCUACAGAGCUGUGAAAAAUAAGAUUAAGUCUGAGCUCUGAGGAGUGGAACGAACAGCCUGAGAACUGUAUAUGAUCUUAUCAGUAUCUGUUGAUAGCAGCGAAGUGUAUCGCCACAGCUUAUCUUUGUUAUUAAAAAUGUUCACUCUUUGCUCAGA